UUCGAUUUUCACACGAAAAGAGAACAAAUUGUUGGAACAGUGGUCGCUUUUGAUAUUAUUAUGUAUUGGUUUGCGAUUUUGUUGUGCAGGCGUCCUCUCUUUAGUCGCUUUUUUCAAUUUGAUAAGGCGCCAAAAAACUGCCAUACAAAAACUGACACUUAUCUCCUAUACAAUUUUACAAGAAUACUCGCUACCCAUUUUUCGUACUUUCACCAUUAAUAAUGGCUAAUUUCCACCUCCAUGAAGAUCCUGAAUAUCUAGUCGAAAAUGUAAGACCUAAACGCUUUCAGAACGCCAUUAAGGAAUUUCCUGGACAAGCCAAGAAGAACAGACUCGCACUACAAACUUUGAGUACUUAUCAGCAGAACUGUAAGCAGCAGACGAAACAACAAGGUGGUGAAAAAGUCACGAGGGUACCAGAGAAAAAAGCUGUUUCACCGGUUUCUUCUGAUGAACUCAUCAAACUCAAGUCGGUGUUCAAAAGAAGAAACGUUGUAACGCGGUUGCCACCACACGAAAGUAACGAAUAUGACGACGACAUAAUGGAAUAUUUAAACUACUUUGAGAAAAAAAUGUUCAAGAUUAAACCAAACUAUAUGGUCAAACAAGACCAUGUAAAUUACGGCAUGAGAAGUACUUUAAUAGACUGGUUAGUUUCGGUUGCAGAGGAGUAUCAAAUGAACGAACAAACCCUUCACCUUAGCGUCAACUACUUGGACCGCUUUCUAAGCUACAUAUCUGUGAUAAAAGAAAAAUUCCAACUGGUAGGGGCAACUGCGAUGAUGAUCGCUGGCAAAGUAGAAGAAAUCUACCCUCCAAACACCAGCGAAUGGUCUUAUUUAACCGGAAACACCUACAAGCCCGAGCAGCUAGUCAAAAUGGAACAACUCAUGCUCAAAGUUCUCAACUUUGAGAUAAACGCACCUACGAUUUUGGAUUUUCUCUUGCUGUUGUGUUCAAAGUACAGGGUAGAUAGUAAAACUAUGUACUUAGCAAUGUACUUGAGCGAGUUGGUACUACUGGAGGGUGAAGGAUACUUGCAAUAUUACCCAUCGACGUUGGCAGCAGCGUCGCUGGUUUUGGCGCGACACACGUUAUUCAAAGCGGAUCCAUGGCCGCCGAAAAUGGCGGAAACGGCAGGGUACAGUUUGAGACAGUUGAGCCCUAUAGUGCAGAAGCAGCACAAGACUUUCAAGAGUUCGCCGUUCAAAGAACGGGAAGCUGUUCGAAAUAAAUACUCCAGCGACAAGUACCAAAGGGUGGCUCUGGUGAAACCGAGAGUGUUGGUGCUUGAGGAAGACGAAGAGUGAAUGUGGGAGAUAUAUCUAUGUUAUGUGUGACUGAGAUUGUUUCAAUUGUUGGAAAUUAUAUGUGAGAGCUUUAUUAGAUAAAGUAUAUUGA
This is a messenger RNA of Zophobas morio, 1401 nucleotides long. RefSeq names its product G2/mitotic-specific cyclin-A-like. Gene Ontology annotation, cellular component: nucleus; cytoplasm; cyclin A2-CDK2 complex. Lineage: Eukaryota; Metazoa; Arthropoda; Insecta; Coleoptera; Tenebrionidae. The coding region runs from base 222 to 1310 and encodes 362 amino acids. The transcript has 4 exons. Gene Ontology annotation, biological process: mitotic cell cycle phase transition; regulation of cyclin-dependent protein serine/threonine kinase activity. Gene Ontology annotation, molecular function: cyclin-dependent protein serine/threonine kinase regulator activity. The record is from RefSeq and is a predicted model, not a curated record.